UCGGUGGUAUUAAUUUGCAAAAGCCGUACCGCAUUAGCCAUUACGGGUAACAUUUUAAAAAUCACGACGAUUUAAACUUUGUAUUACAAAUGGAUUUCGAGUCACUUCCUAUGGAGCUUCUGGAGGAGAUCUUGGCGUACCUCUGCUUUGAAUCACUGAAAGCAGCAUCGCUAGUCUGUCGUCGAUGGUACCAAGCAUCGGAGAAACUCAUCAUACGUUAUGGGCAGCUUCUUAUCACCGAUGCAGCAGCUAAACGUUUGGACGAAAUUCGCAACUUUGAGCGGAGCUAUCAAGCCUUGCAUUACAUCGUGAACGACUGGUCAAACUUACAAGUGAUAACCGCGGAUUGUAUUCGACGAUUUCCAAAAAUUCAAAACCUACAACUAGAUCGCUAUUUUAUAGAGGACAUUUAUAAAUUCUACGACACCUACCGAUUCUGGGUCGAGCAGUGUGAAUCGUUUAAAGUAAUGCUUGCGAUGAACCAGAGUAGUUCCCCCAUUGCCAAGCCAGAAAAUUACGAAUUAUCAUUGCCGAAUUUGAAAACCUUACAGUGGCAAGGGACAUCAUAUGAGCGUAGCCAGAGAAGUGUCACUAUAAAUGCGCCAAACUUGGAAAGCGUUUGUAUUGACGCCAUGCUGAACUGGUCGGUUGAUGUGCGUAUUCCCAGCUGUGAUCGUAUCAAGUUUAUCAGAUGUUGGCUUCGCCAGGAACCAAUUUACAGUAUGUUGGUUGGAAACAUUUUCAACGUGGAAACUUUAAUCAUGUACAUAGAUGAUGGAAACUUUAACAAACGGUUUUUGCUCAGCAUGCAGCAAUUGCGAUACCUCAAGCUACAAUUGAAAAACGCUAUCAACAUUCUUCAAUAUGUACAAAUGAUGCAAUGUGAUAACCUUAAUGUUCUAAGCAUUACAAAUGAGGUUCCUGAUACCGGACGGGGUACACUGUAUAUGGCGACAAUAUUCAACUGCUUCAGAAAUUUGGAAACGCUUGAGUUAGGUGGAAUUGAUCUGAUAGUAAACGGUGCAAUUCAGGACACACGACUUAAGUUUCUAAAACUAUAUGAUGUCUCCUGCCCAAGCAAGGUCUUUUCUAUGAACAUGCCCCAUCUAGAAGUACUAUCAGUCCCGGAGAACAUCCUAUGUAAAUUGAAGCUCGAUGAAUGCAAACAGCUCAAAGAACUCCAUGUAGUUUUGGAAUCCUCAAACUCGAAGGAAACCCUCAAACGUACUGUGAUUCCUUUUGUUGAGGGUCAUAACAAUCUGAAGAAACUAAGCAUAUCCAGCAGCAAACACCAAACCAGUUCAAUAGAAGAUAAUGUCGACUUCAAAGACCUUGGAUUGGAGCAUUUGGAACUUCGUUACUUUGAUGUUAGCAUCGUUUUUCUUCAAACGCUCGUCAAAUGGGAGUUGUUAAAACGUCUUAAAUUGGCGAAAUGUUCGAUCAACUGCCUAUCAGCCCCAUUCAUCACUACUCAUUUGCCCAGCGUGCAACGGAUGACGCUGGACCAUGUCGAGGUGAUGAACACCUCCGGAACAGAUUUUCCUUUGAUGAUUGGAGAAGUUUGUGAAAUUCAUUACGAAAAGAAGCAUGGUUCCACUCUGCUGUGCAGUACACAUCAACCGGAGAACCGCAAUCGAAGGAUCAGUCUUUUCACCAGCGGUAGAAUUGAUCCAAUGGCAUUUUGAAAUCAGUUUAUGAAGACUUCUUUUUUACCAAAAAAAAAACAACUUUUA
Aedes albopictus (Asian tiger mosquito) is the source of this 1733-nucleotide messenger RNA. RefSeq lists its product as uncharacterized. Lineage: Eukaryota; Metazoa; Arthropoda; Insecta; Diptera; Culicidae. The coding region runs from base 90 to 1685 and encodes 531 amino acids. Gene Ontology annotation, biological process: SCF-dependent proteasomal ubiquitin-dependent protein catabolic process. Gene Ontology annotation, cellular component: SCF ubiquitin ligase complex. The transcript is spliced from 2 exons. The record is from RefSeq and is a predicted model, not a curated record. Gene Ontology annotation, molecular function: protein binding.